Molecule: messenger RNA, 2644 nt
Organism: Aphanomyces astaci
Lineage: Eukaryota; Oomycota; Saprolegniomycetes; Saprolegniales; Verrucalvaceae
Exons: 2
Coding region: 12-2552 (846 amino acids)
Source: RefSeq, a predicted model, not a curated record
GUCAACCCUCCAUGUCUCACGCCAUCCCCAAUGGACAGGUACAAGGAAACAACGAAAGCAUCGAGCGACACAUCGGGACUCUCAUGGCACAAUCAGGUCUGUACAGCUACGCAAUGCCAAACUCGAGCCAGCUAGAGCUUGACUCCCUUGAAGAGCUGGACGAGUUCGACUACGACCCCAACUUCUUUGACGGCAUCACAUUCACCAAGGACGAACACGCGGUCGCAAUCCCCGGCGCCAUCAUCGACGCACGAUCUUAUCCAGACUCGCCUUCACUCACAGGCUACACAUCAGAAGAAUCUGGGUAUUCCUCCAACAUGAGCGUCGACGACCAUCACAACCACAACGGCAGCGGCGGCAAGUGGAGCCCCACCUCAGACAGCUCGAGCGCGUCUUCGUCAAAGCGCACAAUCAACGACGGCAUGAUGACCAACGGCAAGACGUCCAUGUUCCGCGGGGUCACGCGCACGAGCAAGACGGCGUGGGGUGCCAAGUACAGCUCCAAGCGCAUCGUCAACACAUGCAAAACCGAACAGGAUGCCGCACGCCAGUACGACGAAUACCUCAAGCUGCACGUCCCGGAGAAGUACCUGAAAUACGCCAACUUUUGCCCCACAUGCGAUAAGUACACCAACUCGCUGGGGUUGCCGUGGGCGGUCAAGGAAUGCCGGUGCAGCGGGGCCGGGUCAGCGGUUGUGGACAUGCCGCCGCUUUUCCUGGCGCGUUCUGCCGCCGCCACCACCCCUUUAACAGACGACGAACGGGAUUAUCGACCAGUGAAUGCUGCUACUUCGACUACACUUACGCCGCACGUCGUGACACCGCCAUCGCCAUUGUUUCGACAUGGCGAGUCGACAGAUACGUUGGACGACUUCGCCGACCUCCUGAAGGACGAACCAAGCGAUUUGAUUUUCCAAGAAAAUGACCGAUACACCGCCGUCAAGAACGAGCCCGACGACGACGACUCGAUGAUGCUGCGCACGUCGUCGUCGUUGCCAGACGACGAGAUUUUGAGCGCUAUCCUCAACGCCCCGGCCAAUUCCAAUAUGUUUGGGUCGUUCCAAAGCUCCGACGAGCCUCCCAUUAGCAGCCGCGCUACCCCCGCGACGGACACGCCGCAACCUCUGGCGUCAUCGCUGAUUGUGACGAUGGAAACGUACUUUUUGCGCAAGUAUUUUCGCAACGACCGCAAAAACUUGCAGUGUUUUCCAUAUUGCCGCGAGCACGGCAACUACUUUGAAGCGAAAAUGAACGGCCUUGAACACACGGGCAAGGGCGUGUGCCGCGCGCCGGUCAAGGCCAAGCUGUUCCACGGGUUGGGCGUCCAGUUGCCGCCACAUGUGGUCGUGCUGGCCCGCUGCCAGCGCAAGGUGCAGCCAGGUCCGUCACUGCCACACACGCUCACGUUGUUGCAGCUGACAGACCUCCAGGCUGCGACGUGGGUUCGCGGCACGGCCAGCGACGUGACGGAGGCUGACACGACCGUGUACUUUUUGCCCGAAGUGUGGAAGUUUGACGGCGAGCUGCCCAAGAAGCGUCGGCUGCAUGACGACAGCGACGACGACGACCUCCAGUACUGCGUCCACGUGGCAGUGUUUGGCAGCGCGGACGGCGGCUCCGUCUAUACGAAGCUCACGUCCGCCGAGUCGAACGUGUUUGAUAUCCAGUCCACGAGGACCCUCCUUCGACAGAAGCAGCGCAAAAACGACACGAUGUGUGACCUCCAGAUUGGCGUGCCAGAGAAGAAGAAGCUCAAGAUCCUCGUGGUGCAGAACCACCAGAUGGACCGGGCCGGGUCGAUUGUCAUCGAGUCGUCCCCCACAGCAGCAGCAGCCGCCGCCGCCAUGUCCUUGAAAGACGAAGCGCUGCUCGUGGAACUCGACUUGGAAAAGGACAUCUUGUGGUCGGCGCCUGGCGAGCCCAUAGACGACGCCGUGCACCCCGACGCGGAAAUCUCGCCCGAUGUGGCGGAGGCGACUGUGGUGUCGUACGCUGCCGUGCACACCCCUUCCAACAAGCCACCGACGGCGACGCCGACGACCCCGGACGGCUCGGCACUGUUGUCGUGGAAGGAGCGCUUUGUGGCGGGGCCGUGCAUGUACAGCUUGCUGAGCAUCCCGCUGGGCGUGGUGUUCCUGGUGCUCCAUGUGCUCGUGCUGCCAUUUGCAUGGGUCGGGGGUCCCCUGUUGCACCUGUCGGACAGCAUCGCAGAUGUGGAUUUGUACCUUGCCAACUCUUUAAGUCCCCCCGAAGAACCGCACACCCCGCUGAAGCGACUGUCGGAUCGAUCAGGACUUAUCGGGCGGGUGGGCUAUUACGUGCUGGUCAAAGUUCCCGUUGCGUUGCUGGCGUUCGUCGCGUCGUUUGCGUUGCUCGUGGUGGCCGUGGUAGCUAUGGUCAUGCCGCCAGUGUCCCGCGCCGUCCGAGUAGCCUCCAAUGCUAGCGCCAUGUUGGCUGUGGACGGAUGCAAACGCGCCUGUGGCCAGAAGACCAGCGCCAGCCAACCAGCGGCAAAUCAACCUCCCCACCACCACCGACAAGACGCUGUCUAGAAAUGUAUCAACUUAUUGCUAGAACCAUAGGAAUCCUUUAUCAUCAUCCCCCCUGAACUUGAAUCAAUGAAUUUGCCCCACUGUACGUACGA